Prorocentrum cordatum is the source of this 1119-nucleotide messenger RNA. The record is from the annotation of a GenBank genome assembly. NCBI's taxonomy places the organism in Eukaryota, Dinophyceae, Prorocentrales, Prorocentraceae.
AUGGUGCGGGCGAUCCAGGGCGCGCCCCGCAACCACGGGAAGGUGGACGAGAUGAGACACGAAGGGAAACUCGUGGCUGUGAAGAGGAUGCCGAAUUGGUGGGUCAUGGAGACCCACGAGGAGUUCGAGUACAAGUAUCCCAAAGAGGUGGAGCGCCCCUGGCACGACCUCGGCAUCGCGGCCGCGCUCCGGCAGAGGGGGUUCGCUCACACCUGCGAGCUGAUCGGUAUCUUCAGGGACGACAGCCUGACAUACACGGUCUCAGAAUUGGCGACGCACGGGGACUUAUUCAGCUGGUCGAUACAGGCGCCCGCACCGGGGCGGGCCCGCGAGUUGGCCGUGCGGGCGGUGGCGUCGCAGCUCUGCGCGGCGGUGCGCCAGAUGCACGACUUGGGCGUGGCGCACUGCGACCUGUCCCUGGAGAACGUGCUGCUCAUCGGGGCUCCCGGCGGCCGCGCGGGCGGCUUCCAGCUGAAGGUCAUAGACUUUGCCAUGGCGAAGAUCGGGCGCCUGCAGGCCGCGGCGCCGAAGAACCAGACGGGCAAGAAGUUCUACGCGGCGCCCGAGCUGCACGCGGCCGCGGCGCCGGGGCGGCCGGAGUCCGCCGUCGUCGACGCGUUCUUGGCGGACGCGUUCGCCCUGGGGGUGCUGCUGUACGCGCUGGCGCUGGCGGACUACCCUUGGUCGAGCACGCAGAAGGGGGAGUCGAACAACUUCGAGUACGCGCGCCGCUUCGGCGCCGACAAAUUCCUCGAGCGCCGGUCGCUUCGGGGCGCGCUGCUCACCACCCUGCUGUCGAAGGGGCUGCUGCAGCUGCUGGGCGGCCUGAUGCGCAGCGAGCCCGAGCAGCGGCUGACGGUGGGCGAGGACGCGCCGCGAGGAGGAGGCGCACGUCUCGCGCGCUCCGCGGCCCCAGGGCUUGGAGAGGCCUGCUACCCCGAAGAGCGUGCCUCGGUGUGGGGCCUGACGUACCUGGACGACACCGGGGCCCGUGCCGCUGCAAGGGCCUGCCAGGCAGGCGACCAGCAGGUGCAGAAGACCCUCUCGACCGGGUCCGUGAGCACCACGAUGUCGGAGGGCGCCUGCGCGGCGUCGGACUCGGAGCCCGAAGGGUCCUGA